Hemicordylus capensis (graceful crag lizard) is the source of this 1997-nucleotide messenger RNA. It is a transcript of the gene TMPPE, whose product is annotated as transmembrane protein with metallophosphoesterase domain. The coding region runs from base 230 to 1555 and encodes 441 amino acids. The record is from RefSeq and is a predicted model, not a curated record. Lineage: Eukaryota; Metazoa; Chordata; Lepidosauria; Squamata; Cordylidae. Gene Ontology annotation, molecular function: hydrolase activity. The transcript has 2 exons.
GGUUGAUUGUGGGUCUUCGGAAGAUAGUGGCUGUAGCUCCCUCUGACUUCUUUUUUUCGCUGCUACUAUCCUCUGGAAUAUGCUUGCUCUGCUUUUGAUGCAGCUCUUACAUGCAGGAUUUGGAGCGCCCGCCAAAUUAACCACGAAACCCCUCAAGUGCCACACCAUUGUCUACUGGAUGCUCUUGUAGAACAGCAAGGAAGAAGCUGGGACCAUUCCAAGUGUAGAGAUGAUCUUCAAGCAGUUACCACUUGAAGCAAAGUUUGCAGCUGUUGCUGGAAUAGUUUUCUUCUCCAUGAUAGCAUCCCGGAUAUAUUUGGCUGAAAGGAUCGAGGUGAAGAGCUUGAGAUGGCUGGUCAGAUUGCAGAUGCUGUUGUUUGUUAAUGCCCUGAUGCUCAUUGGAUCCCUUCACAUAUGGAGAAGCACAGUGACUGUGUUCUAUAAGUCACCAACUGUUAACUCGUGCUAUUUUACCUUAUGGAAAAUAGCUGUGUUCAUGUUCCUGGUCUUGGCACACUCAAGCUUUUUUACACUGCUGUUUCUUGUGGCAGAAGAGCCUUAUUUCUUUUCAUUAGCUGCAUACACCUGUCUUGGAGGCUACAUCAUCCUUAUUUUUUUCCUCUUUGCCCUAGGUUCUUUGGAGCAAGGCUAUAAGUUCUUAGUCCAAAGAGGUGCAAAGAUGAGCAUUAUCAAUAAAAAUAGCAGACUGGCAAUGAAACCAGCUCUAGCCAUUUUGGUGACCAUUGCAUUGACUAUUCUUGGACUUCUGAAUGCUUCCCAGCCUCCUGCCGUGAAAACAGUAGCUAUUCCUGUUCAUAAACUGCCCUUGUCGAUGGAUGGCCUGAAGGUGGUAUUGCUUUCUGAUAUUCAUCUAGGCCCCACUGUUGGGAAAACCAAACUUGAAAUGAUCGUAAAAAUGGCUAAUGCUUUAAAACCAGAUAUCACUGUGAUUGUGGGUGACCUUACUGAUUCUGAUGUGAAAGACCUUGGGAGUGCUGUGGAACCUCUUGGCAACCUUGGCUCCACACUAGGAACUUAUUUUGUCACAGGAAACCAUGAGUACUACACCUCUGAUGUCAACAAUUGGUUUGAAUUACUGAAAUCAUUCAACAUUCGCCCCCUCCACAAUGAAAACACAAAGAUCAGGUUUCCCAAGGGCAGAGACGGUGAUUGGUUUUGUCUGGCAGGGGUUGAUGAUAUCGAAGCUAAUGCAUUGCGCUAUUCUGGGCAUGGUAUGGAUUUGAAAAAGGCUCUAAGGGACUGUGAUACUGAUCAUGCAAUAGUUCUUCUUGCCCAUCAACCACUUGCUGCAAAAUGGGCUCUCCAAGCUCGGCCAGAUAUAAAUUUGGUAUUGUCUGGGCACACUCAUGGAGGGCAGAUAUUUCCUCUGAAUAUUGGUGCCUACUUCCUGAAUCCAUUCUUUGUUGGUUUAUAUAAAGUUGGACAGAGCACUUUUGUGUAUGUCAGUUCAGGCAUCAUGUACUAUGGAAUACCAAUGAGACUGGCUAGUAGAGCAGAAAUAACAGAAAUCAUUCUGCAUUCUGAAGUAAUAUAACAGCUUUGGAUCCCCCCUUCUCCCAGGCUUAUACACCUUGUAUAUAAAGUUCACUCACUCUGCACUUUCACAAAUCUCUGGAUAUUUGUUGGACAGGUGCUUAGAUCUGCAAGUCAUUGUGUCUUCUCCUCCCACCUCCCUUUAAAAAACAAACAAAACAUGUUCAUUAAGUUUCUGUCGAGCAUAUGUCCAGAACUUCCAGAGGCCUAAACGUUUAAAUGUUCAUCCUCUCAACAGUAUGAAGAAAUUAUACCUGUGUGCAUUCUUUGUGUAUCCUUCCCUCUGCCCCAGAAUUUAAGGGAUUCAUCUACUGUAUGUCAGGUUUGUCUUCUAGCCCAGGGCUGCACAACUUUGGCUCUCCAGCUGCUGUUGGGACUACAGCUCCCAUCAUUCCCAGCCACAAUGGCCAGUCAUUGGGGAUGGUGGAAGUUGUACAGGUGAA